Molecule: messenger RNA, 1217 nt
Organism: Mytilinidion resinicola
Lineage: Eukaryota; Fungi; Ascomycota; Dothideomycetes; Mytilinidiales; Mytilinidiaceae
Exons: 1
Coding region: 83-1075 (330 amino acids)
Biological process (GO): tRNA wobble uridine modification
Cellular component (GO): nucleus; elongator holoenzyme complex; cytosol
Molecular function (GO): tRNA binding
Source: RefSeq, a predicted model, not a curated record
CAUCAACAACGCCUGCAUCUGCAAUCGUGAGCGCUAAAUGCGAUCGUAGUCUUCAGGGAAAAUUAUUUGCGUACAGGUCGAGAUGGCUCCGGCCCAGUUGGAGCAAAGACGUUCGCACAAUCUUCUACUGAUCUCAAAGCUACUCAAUCAGCGGGAUGCCUCCUCACCUUUCACCUUGGUCAUCGAUUCCCUGGAGCAGUCUGCACGGCCGCUGGUCAAGGAGUAUGUCCGGAGGGCCAAACUGUCAAAGACCAAAGUCUUAUUCGUCUCCUACGAGACUCUAAAAGCACCUGAAGGCGUGGACAUCUUCAUUCAAGCUAUUAGGAAGCCAAUUCCAACUCUUCAAAAGGAGAUAUCUGCUGCUGCAUCAGAUGGCAAAACUCUCUUAGUCUUCGACACCUUGAACUGGAUCGCUGGAGACUCAAAUCUGAAUCUCUCGUCCUUUCUGUCAUCCCUGAUCUCUCCGAACACGCCCUUGCUGGCCGUAUAUCAUCAGGAUAUACCUUUGUCACGUCCUCUUGAGUCUUCACAUGGUCCUCAUCCACUUACACUAUUGAAGUACCUCUCAACCGCCAUUUUCUCAACACAUUCACUCCACCACGUCCUCGCGCAAAAGUCCGCAAGAGGCCGCAGCCUUGCGGAACCUGUGUUCGGACUGGCAGAAGAAAUUGAAGGGAUCGUCCAGGGAAUAGGGAGCAACGAUCCUAGAGGGGUGGUCCUGGAAAUGGAGUAUAGGCGCAAAUCGGGACGGGGUGUCCAUGAAUGGUACUUCUUACCAUCAUUAGCACACUCUAGUGCCACGUCACAGGCUUCUAAAGGAAAGGAGAUAGCGACUCUACUCGACGAUCACCCCCUCUAUCGACAAACUCCGGCGAAUGAAGGGGGAAAUGGUGCAGAAGAACUUGGGAUAGACUCGACAUUCAAUCUAGGGCUCACUGAAAAACAGAGGAGAGACCGAGAAGGAGUCGUGCUUCCAUACUUCGAUGCUCAAAAAAGUGAAGGUGGUGAAGGUGGACGGAUUCUCUACGAUAUGGGAGAAGAGGACGAUUUUGAUGAGGAGGAAGAUGAAAUAUGAGUGAAGGCGAAGAGACCAAGCCUAGUGCAAUGGUCUAUUCAUACUGAACAAUAUAUAGACUUUCUAGGUCUCUCCGACACGGGGGUAUGCGUGUACACAGGGCCAGCAAUGGUCGCUAUAACCUUUGCCAAGACUUGCCAAG